AUACUUUCUUCGAUCGAGGUAAAUGUUCUGGUAGAUUGAUUCUUCAACUACUCAGGAGAGAAGAUGUCGAUGAAUUACAAGGAGAGACUAAAAGAAGCAGCAGAUUUAGUUAUUUCUAGCGAUCAUCAUCAAAGUGACGUACUCCCGUUAAACUAUGAUGAGAUUGGCAUAAAGGCUACACUGAAGCCUCAUCAAAUUCAAGGAAUUUUAUGGCUUAUACAAAGAUAUCUUACUGGUGUCAAUUUUAUUCUUGGAGACGAGAUGGGUCUUGGGAAGACUUUGCAAGCCAUUACUUUCUUAAGCUAUUUGAAGUUCCAUUUGAAAUCACCUGGGCCAUUCUUGGUAAUAUGCCCUCUCAGUGUGACAGAUGGUUGGGUAUCAUAGGUAGCAAAGUUUUGUCCUAAAUUGAGGGUUCUACGAUAUGUUGGCGACAAAGAAGUCAGACGCGAUCUUCGCAGGAAACCUUUUGAGCAGGUAAUGCAGUA
Molecule: messenger RNA, 485 nt
Organism: Papaver somniferum (opium poppy)
Lineage: Eukaryota; Viridiplantae; Streptophyta; Magnoliopsida; Ranunculales; Papaveraceae
Product: probable helicase CHR10
Exons: 4
Coding region: 64-384 (106 amino acids)
Cellular component (GO): nucleus
Molecular function (GO): ATP binding; DNA binding; ATP-dependent chromatin remodeler activity
Source: RefSeq, a predicted model, not a curated record